AUGAAACUGCUGCUGUGUUCUGUGUCCUGUGUUCUGCUGACAGCCUCACUGGUCGCUGGGUACCGCAGUCCCCUGAAUGACUUCCAGCGCUCCGAAGGACGAGAACUGGUCCCCACCUCCUGGAACUCACUGAGAGUGUUGACGGUACCGGGCCUGAACCUGGAGGACUGCGCCACCAACUGUUCUCAGUCCCUGGACUGCAGAGCAUUCAACUAUGAGACGCGUCCGACCGUCACCUGUAAACAUCUGCCCUGGGUUCGAGACGGCAACAACGCCGAGGUGAAGAGGAACGUGAACUGUGACCUCUACGAGAAGAAGGUCUACGUCAGGAAGUGCAUUGUGGGUAAAGGGGAAGAUUACAGAGGCAAAGUUUUCACCACAAGGAGUGGCCUGACCUGCCAACAGUGGUGGUCAAAGUUCCCCCACGAUCACAGGUGGACUCCAACUGCUGCUAAUGGGCUGGAGCUGAACUACUGCAGGAAUCCAGACGGGGAUCGUAUCGGUCCGUGGUGUUACACCACAGACCCGGAGCGUCGCUACGAAAGCUGCAACAUUCCCCAGUGCAAAGAUGAGGUCUGCAUCAGCUGUAAUGGGGAGGACUACAGGGGUCAGGUGGACCACACGGUCAGCGGCAGAGAGUGUCAGCGCUGGGACCAGCAGUAUCCGCACCAGCACAUUUACCAGCCUGAGAAGUAUCCUGAUAAGAGCUUGGACGAUAAUUACUGCCGUAAUCCAGACGCCUCCCCCGUGCCCUGGUGCUACACCACCGACCCUGAGGUGGAGAGAGAGAACUGUGAGAUCAGCAAGUGCACUGAAGUCCGGGUGGAGAAACGCCAGCGCUCCAGCUUCACCACCAACUGUUUCCGUGGCCGUGGAGAAGACUACCGCGGUAAGGUCAACGAGACCACGUCGGGGAUCCCGUGUCAGCCGUGGGACGCCCAGUACCCUCACGAGCAUCCCUUCUACCCCAACACCUACGAAUGCAAAGGUUUGGAGGAGAACUACUGUAGGAACCCAGAUGGCUCUGAGGCCCCCUGGUGUUUCACCUCGGUACCUGAGAUGAGGACGGCUCUGUGUCUGCAGAUCAAACGCUGCGCAGACGACAUCGAAGCAGAAGACUGCUACCAAAAAAAUGGAAAAAACUACCGAGGUCAGGUCAGAAAAACCCGUAAAGGGGUCACCUGUCAGAAAUGGAACGUCAACACCCCCCAUCGGACCAAGAUAAAUCCCAGGACUCACCCUGAGGCCAACCUGACGGAGAACUACUGCCGUAACCCCGAUGGCGACCAACACGGCCCGUGGUGUUACACCACCGACCCAAAGACGGAGUUCGACUACUGUGCCAUAAAGCAGUGUGCUGGAGAGAAGGUGACGCUGACGGGCCCCGAAGAAAACGUGGAGUUCAACGAGUGCGGGAAGAGAGACGACCGUCUGCCCAGGUCGUGGCUGCGCAUCGUGAACGGCAUUCCAGGGAACUCACCCUGGACGGUGAGCCUCAGGGACAGGAAGGGCAACCAUUUCUGUGGAGGAUCCCUGGUCGACGCCCGCUGGGUGAUCAGCACCAAACAGUGUUUCUCCUCCUGUUAUGUGGAUUUACCAGGAUACUCUGCCAUGAUGGGAACGCUGUUCCGUGAUCCACAGGAAGGAGAACCCGGGGUCCAGACCAUCCCUCUGACCAAGAUCGUCUGUGGUCCCUCAGAGUCCCAGCUGGUGAUGCUGCAGCUGGAAUAUCCUGCCCAGUUUAACGAGCGUGUCUCUCAGAUCUGCCUCCCCCCCGAGCGCUACAUCGUGGCUGAGGGGACGAACUGUGAGAUCGCAGGAUGGGGGGAGACAAAAGGGACCGGCCUGGAAACUGUCCUGAACGUGGCCCACAUGCCGGUUCUUGGAAACAAAGAGUGUAACAAAUACUUCAGAGGUCGCGUUCGUGAGAAUGAGAUGUGCACCAGCUCUUUUCAGGGUGGGGUCGGUGCCUGUGAGAGAGACUACGGCGGCCCCCUGUCCUGUCAGAACAGCGACUGCUGGGUCCUGGAGGGGGUGAUCAUCCCCAUGAGGCGCUGCGGACACCCGGGGCAGCCCAACAUUUUCAUCCGUGUCUCAGUGUACGUGGACUGGAUCAAGAAGGUGAUGGAGAUGGCUUAGAUACCCUCAGAUACCCCAGAUACCCCCAGAUACCC
Messenger RNA from Cynoglossus semilaevis (tongue sole), 2174 nucleotides. It is a transcript of the gene mst1, whose product is annotated as macrophage stimulating 1. The record is from RefSeq and is a predicted model, not a curated record. Gene Ontology annotation, molecular function: receptor tyrosine kinase binding; serine-type endopeptidase activity. Lineage: Eukaryota; Metazoa; Chordata; Actinopteri; Pleuronectiformes; Cynoglossidae. The coding region runs from base 1 to 2139 and encodes 712 amino acids. Gene Ontology annotation, biological process: proteolysis; regulation of receptor signaling pathway via JAK-STAT. The transcript has 18 exons.